Messenger RNA from Ascoidea rubescens DSM 1968, 1555 nucleotides. RefSeq names its product putative RNA methyltransferase (gene OMS1). The record is from RefSeq and is a predicted model, not a curated record. NCBI's taxonomy places the organism in Eukaryota, Fungi, Ascomycota, Saccharomycetes, Ascoideales, Ascoideaceae. The coding region runs from base 1 to 1497 and encodes 498 amino acids. The transcript is spliced from 2 exons.
AUGUUCAAACAGAGAAAUCAACAGCUAUUCAGGUUAAUAAAUCUGAAAAUAAACCAUCCACUUUCGGCUUUUUCAGCCAGUGCUCCAAUUGCAAUCAAAACAAUUCCAAUAUCUUUUUCCAACAAGCAGUUUAUUAGAUCAAACUCCACAGAUCCUUAUAUCAGUUAUGAUAACAGUAAAUUCUAUGUUCGCCGAAAAAAGACUCAUGAAGAAAUUCAUGAAGAAAUGAUAAAUAAAAAAUUAAAAGACCCAUCAAAAAUGGUCAGAUUGGGCGCUUAUUUUCAAACCAAAAAAUUCAAUAAAAAUUUGACCAAAUAUUUAGUUUUAGCCUAUGCUGUGUUUAUAUUAUAUGGUUCCUACCAUUUAUAUGGUAUUUUCAUCAAACAAAAAGAAUUGACCAAUUUGAAUAAUAAGAAAUAUAAAUUAAACUCAAGUUUCGAAAAAGAUGAUAAAGGUAAUAAUCUUAAAACCUAUUCGAUAAAGGAUUUCGAGAAAAAUCUUAAUGAAUAUGAAAAUAUUAGAUUAAAAGAAUUGACUGGAAAAUUAAGAGAAAGAGACAUACCAAAAUUAAAUGCUUAUAAAGAGAUUUUAAAAGAAAAAGAAACCGAAUUUUAUUCAAAUCCCGAAAACAAGAACAAAAAAUUUAUUGAACAUUUUGAUGCUACAAAAGAAUUUAAUGGCUUUACAAUUAAUAACGAUGAUUUGCCUGAAUAUCUAGAAUACAUGAAAAGAAUGUUACCAGCAAGAGAUACCUCGCCGUUUUUCGAUGAUAAGGCAUCGAGCUACGAUUCUGAGAUUGGAACAGAGGAAUUUUUCUUAGGCCUUGGAUCAAGAAGAAAAUGGUUGAUGAAAAACGCUCAUGGUGAUGUUUUAGAAGUAGCUUCAGGUACCGGUAGAAAUAUUAAAUAUCUUAAGCCCACAAAUAUCGAUUCAAUUACUUACCUUGAUUCAUCGCCAAAGAUGAUGAAUGAAACAAACAAAAAAUUUAGAGAAAAGUUUCCAUUUUAUAAAAAGGCUGCAUUUGUGGUUGGUAGAGCUGAAGAUCUACUCAAAUUAGCUGGAAACACUGCUGAAAAUAAUAAGAUAGAAAAGGUUUCCCAGUCCCACAAAGUCAAAUACGAUACUAUCAUUGAAUCAUUUGGUAUUUGUUCACAUGAAGAUCCGGUGAAAUCAAUAAAUAACAUGCUAGAACUAUUGAAGCCUGGAGGCAGACUAGUUUUGCUAGAACAUGGCAGAAGUACAUAUAGCAGUCUCAAUAACUACCUCGAUAAAAGAGCUCCAAAGAGAUUGAGCACUUGGGGCUGCAGAGCUAAUUUAGAUAUUGGUGCAAUUUUAGAUGAUUCAGGGGUCGAAAUCGUUGAAGAAAAAAGGCACCAGUUUGGGACUCUCUGGUGUAUAGUCGCCAAAAGACCUGGGGAUCCAAGAAGAUACGAUGAGUUGAACUUCUACGAAAAAUAUUUCACCAAUGUCGACGAUGUUAUAAAGCCCUUGAAAUGAUUAGCUAGUUUUGUCCCGCCUGUAUGAAGUGUACAUAUUCUUAAUAGAAAUUGCUGAU